Molecule: messenger RNA, 2291 nt
Organism: Rhopalosiphum maidis (corn leaf aphid)
Lineage: Eukaryota; Metazoa; Arthropoda; Insecta; Hemiptera; Aphididae
Gene: SppL
Product: signal peptide peptidase-like 3
Exons: 12
Coding region: 725-1885 (386 amino acids)
Biological process (GO): membrane protein proteolysis
Cellular component (GO): cytoplasmic side of endoplasmic reticulum membrane; lumenal side of endoplasmic reticulum membrane; Golgi-associated vesicle membrane
Molecular function (GO): aspartic endopeptidase activity, intramembrane cleaving
Source: RefSeq, a predicted model, not a curated record
UUUUUACAUUGUUCCUGCUGCAGUGGUAGUCGUGGUGUCCGCGGCCGCGUUCCAAAUCUACGUCCGCACGCACGCACGCCGCACGGCAUCAGCUCUCGCUGUAGAACAAUAACAACAAAAGAUCGACCGUCCGUCAUUUGCUCGCCAACGACUAACGUUUAAUAAUUUUAACAAUAAUAUGCUGCCGAAGCCCUCGUCGUCGAGUAUUUAACGACGUAAUACAUAUUUUAUCAUAAUGUCCGGUGUGGUCGGCAGUUCGUGACGCAAAUAAUUUUCGCCAACCCGCCAGCGGUUUUCGCGUUACGAUUCAUUCGGUUUCAGCGAAAACAUAAAGAGAACGACGGGCUAACGGGCCGCGCGCGUGAUGACCGGUACGGCAACGGUUAUUCGGUAUUCGGGCGACUUCUCCGUCGUCGGGUCUUCGUCGUGACGACAGGUGGACGCGAAUACCGAGUGCCGAGUGUCAUCGGUCGGGUCGUUAUUUAGUGGUGCGGAGCGAGAAGAGACCGUGACGAUUCGCGUUGUCCCGUGUAUAGUUUUUCAAAGUCCGUGUUCGUUUGCCGCCGCCGCCGAAGACUUGUGACGGGAUGGAAAUCGAUGAACAGCAGACGCCGACCGACGACGUCUUAGCCACCGCAAAUCGCAUUGACCAUUCCGCGAUCACAAUAAUAUAGCCCGACCAUAGAACUCCCCCGCGCAAGAUAAUUUCAUUGCGAAUUCCAAAAUGUCUUCCCAAGUAGAUUACCAAUGGGCAUAUACAAUAAUGGAUUCAUCUCGGGUCUCUACAUUUUUGAUAUCUAUUCUGUUAAUUGUUUAUGGCAGUUUCAGAUCUUUAAAUAUGGAACAAGAAGCUAGAGAAAGAGAAAAAGAAAAAUCUAAGAGCUCCAAUGGAAGCUCUGUGUGCUUAACAGAUAUUAGUAAGCGAAAACAAGAUGUUCAAACACUGGAUACUAUGCAAGCUUUGUGUUUGCCUCUGGGAGCUUCAAUAUCACUAUUAGUCAUGUUUUUCUUCUUUGAUUCUAUGCAAAUGUUAUUUGCGAUAUGCACUGCAAUUAUUGCUACCGUUGCAUUGGCAUUUCUUCUGCUGCCCAUGUGUCAGUAUAUAAUUAAUCCUUGCUCCGACGGAAACAAGAUCUCUUUUGGUAUAUGUGGUCGUUUUACAACUGCUGAGCUACUUUCUUUUUCAAUGGCAUUGUUUAUAGUUUGUAUCUGGGUACUGACUGGACAUUGGCUGUUAAUGGACGCAAUGGGAAUGGGACUCUGUGUAGCAUUUAUUGCCUUUGUCCGACUUCCUAGUCUUAAAGUGUCCACUCUUCUGUUGACUGGUCUUUUGAUCUAUGAUGUUUUCUGGGUGUUUUUCUCGUCAUACAUAUUUAACACCAACGUUAUGGUCAAAGUGGCAACAAGGUCAGCAGAGAAUCCUGUUGGAGUAGUUGCCCGAAAGUUACACAUUGGCGGAGUUGCCAAAGAAGCACCAAGGUUAUCACUUCCUGGAAAAUUAGUAUUUCCCAGUAUUCAUAAUGGGCGGUUUUCAAUGCUUGGGCUUGGAGAUAUAGUUAUGCCUGGUUUAUUACUGUGUUUUGUGAUGCGGUAUGAUGCAUAUAAGAAAUCUCAGCUUCUACAUUUCGGAGAAACUGGUGUUCCUCCUCCAAGGCAUCUAGGCAGAAUAAGUUAUUUCCACUGUUCACUAAUUGGAUACUUUCUGGGCCUAGUUACCGCUACAGUGUCUUCUGAGAUUUUUAAAGCAGCCCAACCAGCCCUACUUUAUCUAGUUCCAUUUACACUAUUACCACUUUUGACCAUGGCCUAUUUAAAGGGUGAUUUAAGAAGAAUGUGGAGUGAACCAUUUAUAAUACAACAGCCUUCCAAACAUAUGGACGUAUAGUCUGUGUAGCAUUUACUAUUAUAAUGUAUAUUUAUUUUUAGAACCAUUUUUGUACAAUUUUCUCUUUUAAUUAUUUUGUGUAAUAGAUCUGCAUACAUUUUGCCCUUUCUACUUAAGGGGAUAUUAAAAAAAAUAUAUAUAUAUGAUCUUAUGUUUUCUGAAAAUCAACUUAUACUUUUACAAAUUAUUUCUUCUCCAACAAUAAUUUGUCUUUUUAUCAAUUGAAAGAUUGUGAUGUUCAUUUAAUUCCAUUUCUGUGAGUUUCCAUUUAUAUGACACAUGAUUUACUGAUCUAAUAUACAUAAUAUAAUAUUUAUAUAUUUAAAUUUUUUCAUACUACAUAAACUUUUCAUUAGGAUGGACUUGUCUUGUUAGUUUUUGAUGAUAGAGUUGGCCAAUUAUUAAA